This is a messenger RNA of Diaporthe batatas, 2280 nucleotides long. RefSeq names its product endopolyphosphatase. Gene Ontology annotation, molecular function: exopolyphosphatase activity; endopolyphosphatase activity. The record is from RefSeq and is a predicted model, not a curated record. The transcript has 2 exons. Bases 1 to 2280 code for a protein of 759 amino acids. Gene Ontology annotation, biological process: polyphosphate catabolic process. Lineage: Eukaryota; Fungi; Ascomycota; Sordariomycetes; Diaporthales; Diaporthaceae. Gene Ontology annotation, cellular component: membrane; fungal-type vacuole.
AUGGUCUACGGCGUCAUGCUAUUUGUUCCAGUCCUGACACACCUGUGCGCUGGCGUCAUCGCUGCGCCCGCCCCGGCAACACCUCAGCUGCCCCUUGCAGCUGGCGCACUCGCGCAGCACCCACUGGGCGACAUACCACCGCCGCCGCCGCCGCCAAUUACAGAAGAGACGAAGGCUGCCCAGUCCAGAAAGCUGCAUGGCCGGUUCCUGCACAUCACAGACUUCCACCCUGACGAAUUCUACAAAGUCCACACCUCCACCGCUCAGGGCCGUGCCUGCCAUAGUGGCAAGGGCCCUGCAGGAACAUACGGCGCCGAGACCUCGGACUGCGACACUCCCCUAUCCCUCGUCAAUGCCACAUUUGACUGGAUAGUCACCUCCAAACUCCGCGACGAGAUCGAUUUCGUCAUUUGGACCGGCGACAGUGCCCGCCACGAUUCUGACGAGGACAUACCAAGGUCGCCCGCUCAAGUCCUCGGCACGAACCGCCUGCUGGCCAACAAGUUCGCCGAGACCUUUUCCGACGACAAAAACGGCGUCAACGUGCCAGUUAUCCCCACCUUUGGCAACAAUGACAUCCUGCCACAUAAUGUCCUCAUGCCCGGGCCCAACAAGUGGCUGAGGUACUACACCGACAUCUGGCAUCACUUCAUCCCCGAGGAGCAGCGCCACAGCUUUGAGUUUGGAGGCUGGUUCUACGUCGAGGUCAUCCCGAACAGGCUCGCAGUCUUCAGCCUCAACACGCUGUACUUCUUCGACAGGAAUGCCGGCGUUGACGAUUGUGUCAAGCCAUCCGAGCCUGGCUUCAAGCACAUGGAGUGGCUGAGGGUUCAACUGCAGUUCAUGCGGGAUCGCGGCAUGAAAGCUAUCCUCAUGGGCCACGUGCCACCAGCUCGGACCGACAGCAAAAUGCUCUGGGAUGAGACCUGCUGGCAGAAAUACACCCUAUGGCUGAAACAGUACCGCGACGUUGUCAUCAGUGGUCUCUACGGCCACAUGAACAUUGACCACUUUGUCCUCAUGGACACAAGCGAGAUCGACAUUCGGCCCGCCGAGGUCCAGUAUGAGAUCGAGGGCGGGGAUGGGGACCAGGAUGGAGAUGAACUCAUUUCUGAUCGUGAGAACCUCGAGGAUGAGGUCUCGUUGCAGUCAGCCACCGAUUACCUCGAGGAACUUCGUGAGGGGUGGGCCAAGCUACCAAACCCAAACCGGCCUAAAACUCUAGACUUCGAAUCGAAAAGUAACAGGAGCAACAAGAACAGCAACAAGAAGGAGGAGGAGGAGGAGGAGGAGAAGAAGAAGAAGAAGAAGAAGGGCAAGAAUGGUAAGGGCAAGGGCAAGCUUGACAGCGAAUGGGCCGAGCGAUACCACUUGGCCCUUGUCAGCCCGAGCAUCGUGCCAAACUACUUCCCAACACUCCGAGUGUUCGACUACAACAUCACCGGGCUUGAGGACGCAGUGACAUGGGCGGACUACACCAAGAGAUUACCGACGGCCCCCCAUGAGUAUGACCCGGAGGACAUGACCGGCACGGAGCUGGAACUUCGCGGUUUGGACGAUGAUGUUGAGACGAGCAGAUACAAGGGCAAGAAGCCGAAGAGGCCAAAGGGCGACAAAAAGAAAAAGAAGGGAAAGAAGCACAAGGACCCCAACCUGGUCGUCCCUGAGCCCCCCUCCAAGUCAUCGCCCCCGGGACCUGCGUACUCACCACAGUCACUGACCCUCACUGGCUACAAGCAAUACUACGCGAACCUAACUUAUAUCAACAAUGAUAUCGCGCCACAGUCCAAGGAUGUUGAUAUUGAAAAGUGGCGCAAAGGCAAGCACGGCAACAAGGUGCCAAAGAACAAGAGACCCAAGCCUCGGGAGUUCCAGUUUGACAUAGAGUACACGACGUACGACGACAAGCUCUACAACCUGACCGACCUGACGGUCAGGAGUUUUGUUGAGCUGGCGUACCGGAUGGGCAAAACUGCAAAGACCAAGACUACUGAACUGCUCCUGCCUGGUGGCGACCUCGCUGGCAACCUGGAAGAUUUUGAUGUUGAAGAGCGUGGGGAUCUUGUCAUCAAUGAAGACAGCCACGACUCGGCCGAACAGUAUGACGAAGAGGGCACCGACAGGCCUGAACCCGGUGGCGUAGAAACCGAGAAGAAGAGGAAGAAGAAGGAAAAGAAGAAGAAAAAGGGCAGGAAGCCCAACAAGAUCUGGCUUCACUUCCUCAGGCACGCAUUUGUCAGCACGGUUGAUGACGACGAACUGAAGGACAAGUUCUCCUAG